AGAGCGGGUGAAUGUUGGAACGUUGAGGUAUUAACCUUCGUGGCAGAUCAGACCAGGCGCUCCUCACACAGCAGUCUCCGAUCUUGGCAUCCAUUGACCCAUUGACCCCAUAAACCAACUCCAAACACUUCUCUUACAGAGCUCACUCAUCCCUCUGGUGGUGACCAACAAACCAGCCAACCAAGGAACUCAGCUCCCCUUCAACGCCAUCACCACAACCACCACAAUGCCGCGCCCGCCGCUCUCCCAGAACCGCAGCAUGGCGAUCCUCAACAAGGCCAAGGCCGAGGGCUACGCUGUGCCGGGCAUGUGCUGCUACAACAUCGAGUCGAUCAUCGCGACGGUGCGGGCGGCCGAGGCGGCCCGCUCGCCGGCCAUGGUGCUGCUGUUCCCCUGGGCGAUCCAGUACGCGGGCGACGCGCUGGUCAAGGCGGCCGCCGAGGCCGCGCACUCCGCCUCCGUGCCCGUGGCGCUGCACCUCGACCACUGCCAGACGCCCGAGCUGGUGCGCCGCGCGGCCGACAUCGAGGACGGCUUCGACAGCAUCAUGUGCGACAUGAGCCACUACGAGAGGGAGGAGAACCUGCGGCUGACCGCCGAGCUGGUCGCCUACUGCCACGAGCGGGGCAUCGCGGCCGAGGCGGAGCCCGGGCGGAUCGAGGGCGGCGAGGACGGCGUGGCGGAGACGGCCGACCUGGAAGGGCUGCUGACCACGCCCGAGGAGGCCGAGGAGUUCGUGAAGACGGGGAUCGACAUGCUCGCGCCCGCGUUCGGGAACGUGCACGGCGAGUACGGCCCGCGCGGCAUCCAGCUCCAGUACGACCGGCUGCAGAGCAUCAACGAGAGGGUGGGCGACCGCGUGCGCCUGGUGCUGCACGGCGCCGACCCGUUCGACGAGAAGAUCUUCCGGGACUGCAUGGCCGGCGGCGUCACCAAGGUCAACAUCAACAAGGGCAUGAACAAGCACUACGCGCGGGUGCAGGAGGAGAUGAGGGGCAAGCCACUGACCAGCGUCAUCGAGGCGGGCACGAAGGAGAUGCAGAAGGCCAUCGAGCAGUACAUGCACUGGCUGGGGAGCGCGGGGAAGGCCUAGCCGCGGCGUUUGCCUGUUUGGAGGUGGCUCAACGCUCUGCAUGAGGUUUCGAGGUAGUAGCCAAAUAUUUGGGUCACGAGAGUUAUCUGCCCACCUAUCUGCCAACCCCUUGAUUCAGAUCCUUUGGCUCUUAAGCUGUAAUGGAGGAAGGCUCAUGCGAAUU
This is a messenger RNA of Thermothielavioides terrestris NRRL 8126, 1256 nucleotides long. RefSeq lists its product as uncharacterized. NCBI's taxonomy places the organism in Eukaryota, Fungi, Ascomycota, Sordariomycetes, Sordariales, Chaetomiaceae. The coding region runs from base 227 to 1093 and encodes 288 amino acids. The record is from RefSeq and is a predicted model, not a curated record. Gene Ontology annotation, molecular function: zinc ion binding; aldehyde-lyase activity. Gene Ontology annotation, biological process: carbohydrate metabolic process. The transcript has a single exon.